AUGGAAUCCUUGAGCUGCCAUUUUCAGUUCACGUUUCAUAGAGUUUCCAAGAAUGUCAAAGCCAGGUCUUCUUCUUCUGUCCCCUGCUCCAUUCAGCCUACUCAGAGCAACAUCAAGGUAGUGAUAAAUGGAGCAGCAAAAGAGAUAGGGAGGGCGGCAGUGUUGACAGUUACCAAAGCCAGAGGACUGGAAGUUGCAGGUGCUGUUGACAACCAUUUUGUCAGAGAAGAUAUUUGA
This is a messenger RNA of Linum trigynum, 237 nucleotides long. Lineage: Eukaryota; Viridiplantae; Streptophyta; Magnoliopsida; Malpighiales; Linaceae. The record is from the annotation of a GenBank genome assembly.